Molecule: messenger RNA, 920 nt
Organism: Prunus mume (Japanese apricot)
Lineage: Eukaryota; Viridiplantae; Streptophyta; Magnoliopsida; Rosales; Rosaceae
Product: putative E3 ubiquitin-protein ligase ATL44
Biological process (GO): protein ubiquitination
Molecular function (GO): transferase activity
Source: RefSeq, a predicted model, not a curated record
CUGGACUUGCUUUUUUCUCCCUCAAAUGCAAGCUCCCUUUCAGCAUGUAAAAUCAACUAUGUGCAUUGCAUAACCCUCCUCUCCACUAAUUAAUUCUCAUCUCUAUCUUCUCCACCACUACACUGUCAAAAGUUCCCAAUUAUCUCCAUCACUUCAUCUCUAUCUCCAUGGCUCAAACACCCCCUCCAAUUCCUCCAGUUACUAGUCCAAGCUCAAUCAGAACACUCUGUGAUCAAGACCCUCAUCAUGAUCAACUCCAACCCCAAAACCAUCUCAAUUCUAUGGUCAUCUUGGCAGCCAUUUUCUGUGCUUUUGUAUGUGCUCUUGGCCUCAAUUCCAUGUUACAAUGUGUUUUUCAGUGUGCCAACCGUGCCCUCACCGAACCGGUCCAAUGGGUAGCUUCACGCAGGCUUAAUUCAGGGCUUAAGAAGGAGGAAAUGGUAGCUUUGCCCACUUCAACUUAUAGUGCCAAUUUGAACACUUCUCCAUCAUCAUCAUCAUCUUCUUCUUCCGGUUGUGCUAUUUGUUUGGUGGACUUUUCUGAUGGGGACAAGAUAAGGGUCCUGCCCAAAUGCAACCAUUGGUUUCAUGUUGCAUGCAUUGACAAAUGGUUGCUCCACCACUCUUCUUGCCCUACUUGCAGGCAUAGGCUCAAGUCCAGUGGCUCCAUGCCCUCUCUUGCUGAAAUUGUCACAACCUAAGUGACUUAGGAGCUCAUGUUCAGCUUAAUUCAAAAUCACAGAUGGGAUCUGUUCUGCAGAAACUCGUGAACUUGUUUUGAGCUUCAUAUUUGUAUUUGGUUUUACUAUUUUCUCUUCCUGUCUUCUUAGAUUUUGUGAGUCAUUCUUUCCUUACGGGGUUCAGAAUGAAAGAAUUUUGUAUGUGUUUGGGUAGAAUAAUUCACCUUUAAUAAUGAAACU